CUUCAUCAUUUGUACAUUUCUGAGAUUUUCCAUUUACGUGUGUCCGGAGGGUGCGAGCCAUAACAAACAGAAUGACCACCGCACAUCUCUCCGACACCAUUAUCCGGCCAAUUUCCGGCCAUUACGUCGCUAACCGGAGACUAAAACCACUGAAAAACUCAAUUUUCUUCAUCAAUCAUUCCAGACACAGAAGCUUAGUGUAUAAUAGAACUCAUACUACUCGCAUUAGACUGAGUUUAGUAGAACAAAUCCCGCCAAAAUCCUCGAAAGUCGACGUUGAACAGUUGGUGGAUUUUUUGUACGAGGACCUUCCACAUCUUUUCGAUGAUCAAGGAAUUGAUCGGACGGCUUAUGACGAACAGGUCAAGUUUCGGGAUCCGAUUACGAAGCACGACAGUAUAAGCGGAUAUUUGUUCAACAUCUCGAUGUUGAAGCUGGUGUUUUCCCCCGAUUUUCAGCUCCAUUGGGCCAAACAGACAGCACCUUACGAAAUAACUACAAGGUGGACAAUGGAAAUGACAUUCUCGCUCCUACCAUGGAAGCCAUUGUUGGUUUUUACAGGAACUUCGGUUAUGGGCAUCAAUCCAGAAAAUGGAAAGUUCUGCAGUCAUGUGGACUACUGGGAUUCUCUUAAGAACAAUGAGUACUUCUCUAUGGAAGGUCUUGUGGAUUUAAUAAAACAGCUUCGGAUCUACAAGACUCCAGAUUUGGAAACACCCAAAUAUCAGAUACUCAAAAGAACUGCAACUUAUGAGGUUCGAAAAUACAGCCCCUUUGUAAUUGUUGAAACACAAAGCGAUAAGCUAGCUGGGUCUACAGGAUUCAAUGAUGUAGCUGGGUAUAUAUUUGGGAAGAACUCAAGAGAGGAAAAGAUAGCCAUGACUACUCCAGUUUUCACUCAAGCAUUUGAUUCUAAAAUGUCCAAAAUGUCUAUUCAAAUUGUCAUUCCAUCCAAUAAAGACUUGGGAAGUUUGCCGAAUCCUAACAAAGAAGAAGUUGGUUUGAGGAGCGUUGAAGGAGGGUUUGCUGCUGUAUUAAAGUUUAGUGGUAAACCAACAGAUGAUAUUGUUCGUGAAAAAGAAAAAUUACUGAGGUCUAGUCUUAUUUCCAAUGGUCUAAAACCUAAAGACGGAUGUUUACUAGCAAGAUACAAUGAUCCUGGUCGAACCAAAAGUUUUAUGAUGAGGAAUGAGGUUCUGAUUUGGCUAGAGGAAUUUUCGUUGGACUAGUGUGGUUGCCUUUACGUCUUGGAGGAUUGAUGUUUACAAGAUUUUGUAUGUUGAUGAAGUUUGAUGCAAAUCGUAUAUUAUGCUCACAUGUAAAAACAAUUCGAAAAUGAAUAUAUUGUAGCACUAGAAAAGUGAUUAUUUUCAUA
Molecule: messenger RNA, 1375 nt
Organism: Lactuca sativa (garden lettuce)
Lineage: Eukaryota; Viridiplantae; Streptophyta; Magnoliopsida; Asterales; Asteraceae
Gene: HBP5
Product: SOUL heme-binding family protein
Source: RefSeq, a predicted model, not a curated record